Molecule: messenger RNA, 1581 nt
Organism: Dacryopinax primogenitus
Lineage: Eukaryota; Fungi; Basidiomycota; Dacrymycetes; Dacrymycetales; Dacrymycetaceae
Exons: 1
Coding region: 1-1581 (526 amino acids)
Source: RefSeq, a predicted model, not a curated record
AUGUCAUCCAGGAAGGACAAAGCCCAGCAGUUCCUCUCAAACAUGCACAAUAUGCUCCUCCGUGCUCAGAGAGAUGCAGAGAUCCAGGGUUCCCAUCAUCAGGAUGAGAGCAAUGCUCUCACUGAUGAGAUCAGUUGUCUAAAAGAAGACACCUCUCAUUAUCGCAUUGAAUGCAAUGAACAUUGUUCUGAGAAUGAUCAGCUGAAGGGCAAGCUGUCCGCUUUCAACAGCACCCCUCAUCCUCCCCCUCCCCACCCCCCUCUCCCUUCUGCUGCUUGCAAGGCAGCUCCUCCUCCUGCCUCUCACAAGGCAGAUGGCUUAUAUGACGUCCUGAUGAACAUCAGCCCUAUUGAGGAGGCCCCAGCAGCCAUACCAAUGACCUCCGCUGUUGCAAAGGUCUCCACUGUCAUGAGGGUUCCUCCUGUCACAAAGGCCUCUGCGGUCGCCCUUGGUAAACAUCCUGCUGUGGACAAGCUCCCAUCCGUGCACCUGCAGAAGAUGCAGUCUCUUGUGACUGCUACAUCCUCCUCCCACAUCUCUGCCGUUGGCAAGACAUACAGUGCAGUGGUUGCCAGCUCAUCUGGCAAAUCAUCCAGUCAAAAGGAUGAGACAGUGUAUACCUUGCCACCACAAUUUGCCCCUAUGGGCAUUGCCUUCACUGGCAGCAAAUGCCUGCCACAUGGCCUCCCUCCUUAUGAUAAGGAGAACCUGUGGGAGUACAUCCUGACUCCCAGACACUUAGGUGCUAUCCAUGAGCACGAUCCACCUUGCUGGGCAAGGUGCCUGGAGACAGCAGACACCUACUGGGCUGUCCAACCCCAUUAUGGGUCCCUGUUUGGACUACUCUGGUCCAAGUUUAACAAGAUGCUUGGUCAAAUUGGGACUGAAAUAAACCCCCAUGCUAAUAAGGGGGCAGGUGUUUGCUGCUCAUGGGAUGGACACUUUUACAUCCCCAACCUCUGUCUCUGGAAGUUUCUCAAGGAUCAUUGUCCCCACAAUGAUAACAAGUUGUUCAUUUGCGGAGAUGUGAGCACAUUCUACAAGGUCUGCACAGACCUCUUCUCCUCUGAAGACUGCUUCAAGGACCUUGCCCAUGCAGCAAAAAUCCCUGAGCUCCCCAUGCCCCAUUGGAGCACAUCUGCAUGCUUCCAGCAUGCCCUUCACAUAGUCAAUGGCCAGUGCACCUGGGACAUCAUCACUGUCACACAUGAGUUUGCAGCCAGCAGGCUGCAAGGAGGGAAACUGGCCACAUGGGUCAGCUACUUUGGCCAUAGGGCCAGGAAGGUGCAGCAUGUUGGUGGCUCCUUCUGCAAGCACAUCCUCGACAAGGAUGCAGCAAAGGCACUUCUGGCCUUUGAUACCCAGAACAAUUCACUCUGGAUGCAGGUGUAUCAGUCUGCAAUUGUUCCACCUUCCCAGGUGGAUCUUCCUCCAUUGGGCUUGAAACCAGAAGGUUUCCUCUGGAGCAAUGAAUGCACCUCUGCUAUUGCAGGGCCAUUGCAUGUUGACAUCCCUUCUGAGAAGGAUGUCUCUCUUGAUUACAGUUCUGACAACUGUGAUGGAUACAACAAAGGUCUCUAA